Messenger RNA from Lachancea sp. 'fantastica', 897 nucleotides. NCBI's taxonomy places the organism in Eukaryota, Fungi, Ascomycota, Saccharomycetes, Saccharomycetales, Saccharomycetaceae. The record is from the annotation of a GenBank genome assembly.
AUGAAAGUAUUCGUCACUGGAGCAUCAGGUUUUGUAGGUGGAGCAUUGAUUCCAGAGUUGAUAGAAUCGGGUCAUAAAGUGGUGGCCCUGGCCCGUUCAGAUCAGGCUGAACAAAAGAUUCAAAAAUUGAGCUCUGACAUUGAAAUUGUCAGAGGUAGCCUGCAAGACUUGGAGGUGCUUGAAAAAGCGGCAGCUGCUAGUGAUGGUGUGAUACAUUUAGGUUUCCUGCACGAUUUCAGUAAGUUUGAAGAAGCCUGCUUGGUUGAUCGAAAGGCGACCGUUGCGAUGUUGGAGGCUUUGAAGGGCACCAACAAGCCCUAUGUGCAGACCACAGGAACGCUCAUGUUUGCACCGGGAGUUUUGGCGACCGAAACUACUGACAAAAGCGGUAGCGGGCUGGGCUCUCUGCGCUCAGAAACCGAAGACAUUGUGCUGAGCUAUAAAGACAAGGGUGUGCGUGCUCUUGAGGUCCGGCUGUCCCCUACAGUUCAUGGUAAAGGAGAUCAAGGCUUCAUUCCCGCACUGAUCCAAAUUGCCAAAAAGAGCGGUAAGUCCGGCUACAUUGGCGACGGUUCAAACGUGUGGCCUGCGGUGUCGCGCUGGGACGCUGGUUGUCUAUUCAGACUAGUGCUGGAAAAAGGACGCGCGGGAGCGGUUUACCAUGCAGUGGCCGAAGAAGGGGUGAAAACCAGAGAUAUCGCCGAAGCCAUUGGUGAGCUUUUGAGUGUUCCCACGGAGUCCAUUGAUGCUGCAAAAGCAACCGAGCAUUUCGGUUUUCUAGCCGCGUUUUUUGGUCGCAACUCGCCAGCCUCAAGCAAAAUAACGCGUGAGGAGCUGGGCUGGGCUCCAAAGGAACUUGGUUUGUUGGAUGAUAUCCACGCCAACUAUGCUAGUUGA